AUGAAGUUCAUCCAGUCCGACGUUCUGCUCGAUAUCCCCGAGGGUGUCACCGUUGACAUCAAGGCCCGACGAAUCACCGUCACCGGCCCCCGAGGUACCCUCAAGAAGAACCUGUCUCACAUCAACGUUGCCUUCGAGAAGGUCUCCGAUGACCAGAUCAAGAUCACCAUCUUCGAUGGUGACCGAAAGCACGUCGCUGCUCUGCGAACCGUCAAGACCCUCAUCAACAACAUGAUCACCGGUGUCACCCGAGGUUACAAGUACAAGAUGCGAUACGUCUACGCCCAUUUCCCCAUCAACGUCAACCUCAUUAAGGACGGUUCCGUCGUUGAGAUCCGAAACUUCCUCGGUGAGAAGCGAGUCCGAGAAGUCCCCAUCCACGAGGGCUGCAGCGCUGAGAUCUCUACCAACCAGAAGGAUGAGAUCUGCAUCAUCGGUAACUCCAUCGAGAACGUCUCUCAGACCUGUGCUGACAUCCAGCAGACCUGCCGAGUCCGAAACAAGGAUAUCCGAAAGUUCCUUGAUGGUAUCUACGUUUCCGAGAAGACCAACGUCAUUGAGGAGUAA
This is a messenger RNA of Yarrowia lipolytica CLIB122, 567 nucleotides long. Its product is annotated as 60S ribosomal protein uL6. Gene Ontology annotation, biological process: cytoplasmic translation. Gene Ontology annotation, cellular component: cytosolic large ribosomal subunit; ribosome. The record is from RefSeq and is a predicted model, not a curated record. NCBI's taxonomy places the organism in Eukaryota, Fungi, Ascomycota, Dipodascomycetes, Dipodascales. Gene Ontology annotation, molecular function: structural constituent of ribosome; rRNA binding.